GUGGCGGUGGAGGGAUGGUUGGAACGGCUGACACAAAGGUGUACAGGUGGAGUGGAGUUUUGUAGCCGUGGGAGAAUGAUGUCAUCGGUUUGUCAUCGCUGUGUAAUGACGUUGACGCAGCUUGUGGGUUCCAGGGUGAUGAAGCGGUUCUGCGGGGCUGUGGGGAGGACAUAGCUAAAGUUCAGCUAUCGUUAGCCACGCUGAAGAAGAAACGCUCACACUAAAAAGCUGAACUUCAAUGAGAGAUGAGCCGGCAUCGAGAGCGCAGGGGGAUCCACGUGGACCAAUCAGAGCUGCUGUGCAGGAAAGGAUGCGGUUUCUACGGCAACGCGGCCUGGCAGGGCCUCUGCUCGCAGUGCUACAGAGAGGAGCUCCAGCACAGCCGGCAGAGGCAGAUUGAGGAGGAUUGUGCACUGGCCAAGAGACUGCAGCAGGAGGAGGAAGAGGCCAGCAGUAAGCCCGCGCCCCCCCGGCCCCCCCGGCCUGAGGACAAGAAGAGCGGCACUGUCACCACCGUCAAGAAGCUCUUCAGCCCGUCGUUAUGGGCAACGGCACCCAGGAAAGAGAGCCAGGAGGCCCGCAUGCCCGGAGUGCCCAGCGCCCCGAGGGACCGCCUCACGCGGGACUUCCUCCACUUCCUGCGGCCGCUGCAGAAGAUCGGCCAGGAGGUCUACCGCCAGAGCCACACCCUCACAGAGCGCGCCGCGGCCCGCAAACAGGACUUGAGCCCGGAGGAGCUCUCCGAGUGUGUCCAGGACUUCUACCAGAGCCUGGCCGACCGCCUGCUCUCUCACUUCAAAGGGUCCACAGACAGUGUGGAGCGAGUGAUGGAGGAGGUGGAGAAGUACGUGAUGACUCGUCUGCAUCAGGCUGCCCUGUGUCCCCAAACCGCAGAAGACCAGAGGAAGGACCUGGCCUUGCACACCAGGAUCCGGGACCUGCACUGGGUGUCGGUUGAGAUGCUGUGCGCUCCUGUGGAUGAGGAGUUGGCUGAGGUGUCAGACUGUGUGGUGAGAGCCAUCACAGAUCUGAUUGAGAUGGACUCCCGGUGCGUUCCGUGGGAGAAGCUGCGUUGCGUGACGAGCUGCAGCAAACGCAUCAUCAACGCCGUCACGGCGACCAAGCGGCAGCCGGCCUCGGCGGACGACUUCCUGCCGGCGCUGAUCCACGUGGUGCUGCGGGCCAACCCCCCCCGCCUGCACUCCCACAUCCAGAACAUCACACGCUUCUGCCACCCCAGCCGUCUGAUGAAGGGGGAGGACGGGUACUACUUCACCAACCUGUGUUGCGCCGUGGCCUUCAUUGAGAAGCUGGACGGCCAGUCGCUGAACCUGAGCACCGAGGAGUUUGAGCAGCACAUGUCAGGGCAGCCCUGGGCAGGCACGCCGGCCCCAGGGGGGGCGCAGGGAGGGGCCCAGGCGGGGGCCCAGGGAGGGGCCCGGACCAGCGAGCUGGACCUGCUGGGGGGACUCAGCCUGCAGCAGGACGGGGGACAGGAGGGGGGCCGCAGGCGGGAGGCCGACCUGAUCGACUGGCAGUCCGGCGUGGAGGACCAGGGCCACGACUCCCUGGGACAGUGCCCUCUGGAGGCCCCGCCCCCAAGCUCCGCCCCCGGCCCCGCCCCCGGCAACACCAACACCAGCUCCGCCAUCGACUCUGACAAUGUGGACACUGAGAGACUGCCCCCCCCUCUGCUGCCCCAGGUCUUUGCAGGCUAAUCCCUCCCCCUCUCAUCCAACCCCUCCCCCCUCUCAUCCAACCGCUCCCUAACCCCUCCCUCUCCCCUCCCCCUCUCCCUAACCCCUCCCCCGUCUCAUAACUACGCCCAUAACCCCUCCCCUCUCGCCCCUGCUGGUCCAGCUGCUGUUGGCUGUUCUCAUGAGUUUAAUAAAUUUGAGUUUAAUGAGUUUAUUUGAGUCUCAUAUGAGUUUCAUGAGUUCAUUUGAGUCUCAUAUGAAUUCAUCCGCAAUGUGCUGUUGGGAGAAACAGAACCAAAGUUAGUUUUUGUCCUCUACCUCGCUUCAUUGUUUCUGACUGCAGGCCUGUCUUGGUGAGCACUGCUCAUUACUCCAGUGCAUCCUGCAGAAGCCAAACGGAUCAUCUAGAGAUUCCUGCAUAGGCAUUAUUUAUAUGUUCAGUUUGGUCUGUAUCUCGUAUGUAAGAAAGGUUGUCACCUGCUGUCUGUUCAGGUGAAUUUACCAUCACCUGUAAGAACAGUCAUGUUUUUGAUAUCAGUUGCGUGUGGAGGCAUGGCUGGUGUUGGUCUCUGUAGUGUUUGUGCAGCAUAGUCCUUAGGAGUGUGCUUCAUGGGCUGUGGGUAAUGCUGGGGCAACGCUGGGGCAACAGCGUGGGGUAAUGGGGGCACCUUGAUUCUGCCCCUGCCGCAAUUCUUCCACUGAACUCAGCUUCUCUUGUGUUGCAAGAGCCAAUCGGCCGUGCCAAACGUACUCUGCAACAUUGUACAGUAAGGUUACAUUAAUUGCCAUUGACUAAAGUAGUUUUUUUCUACAGAGAAAUUAUUCUGUACAGCUGUGCAUGUGCAUCAUUAGCCCUUUCUGUACCAAGCCUAGAAGUGGCUUCACCCAAACACCCAAAUCCCAGGGUGGUUUUUGCUUUGGUUGAGAAAAUUGAGGACGUUACGAAUUUAGUAGGGUUUUAAUAGGUGAUCAAAACAAUAAUGUAGCAGUCAUUUUGAUUGAUUGAAAAGGCAUUAUGUUGAGAGUGCCAUAUGGGUCUGAAUGGGGUAAUUCAUAUAACUGCAUUAGUUAAUGCCAAUUCAUAUUGGAAUGAACAAAACUGUCCAUGUAUUUGUUAAUUUAAUGAUAAAUGUAUCCGAUGGUGUGCUAAUGUAUGAGUAUAGUAAUACAUUAGUUAGCUGUUAACAAAUUCAUUGUCUAAUGAAAGUGUAAUUUCAUGCUUAAUGUAUUUGUACAUCAAUUAGUUCAUAUUAACAGCUGCGUUACUUAAUGCCAGUUUGAGUACCCUUAUUGCACAGUUUGGCCAAAUAAUCUAUUAAAAUGCCAUUAUCGCCGUGUUUGGCUGGGGAAACGAUACACUGCGAGAGGAAGUUGGUUGCUUUCGUUUCUAAAAUAUCAGUUUUGUGCCAUAAAUUAUUUGCCUGAAUCUUUCAGAUUGGCCUGUGUGGGAGAUGCACUGGUCCGGGAGGACAGAUCCCAGACCCUCUUCAAUCUCACGGGCAAUGCAGGGCCACAACAUUAUUAUUGUAAUUCAUAAUAAUAAUAAUAAUAAUAAUAAUAAUAAUAAUAAUAAUAAUAAUUAAUUGCAUUUAUACAGCGCUCACCAGCCGGGUGACAUCACCUACAUGUAGCACCCACCUGGGUGAUGCAACAGCAGCCAUUUUGUGCCAGAACACUCAUCUCACAUCAUUAACAGGCAUGUGCAGUACACCUGAAUUUACUUCAUUUGUGAAUCAUUUGGCAUUUCAUUUUCUCAAAGUCUUGGCGUAACCUGACUGUUUUUGCUGUGUAUUUAAUUCACGGUACUGUACAGGACAUCCGGAGAUGAAUGGCUUUGGGUAUCUUUGUAAAAAAGUGUACAUUUGUGCCCUCAUACUUGAUGUCUAAAUGUGUUAUGGUGUAUGUAUGCAAAUGUACCUUAUGGAAGUAGUGAGAUGGGUUUUUAUAGUUUUCAUGGACUGUGUUAUUUUAACUGAAUCUUAAUGAAGAAACCUCUGUUAUGUGGUGGGAAUCACCGCGUGUCUAUGAAGGAAGAGACUGCCGUGUUUCAUUCACACAGAAUAAACGCUUAUUUGGUCGAGCAGGCUGGAGCAGCUCAGUUUCUCUGGCUGGGUCUCAGAGUGCAUCUCUGAUCUGAUGAGAUUCCCCCACAUGACGAGGCCGCUCCGCUUGCCUUUUUCCUACCCCGAAGUGUUCCUACGGCUUAUUUUGCCUGAAUGCUAAAUAUGUAGCGGCAUAUAAAGCCUGAACGUGAAAAUCCCCAGUGUUUCUGCCGUCGCUGAGUUCAUUUCUGUUACAAGCAAACAAAAUCCAUGCUUGUAAUUUAACUAAACAAUCACGUGUUUUGCUAAGGCAAACUAUAUGCAUCACAGUGAUUUAAAACCACUCUGGUCAAUGAAGUGUUUCUGCAAGACGGGAGCAAAGGGAGCAAUUUCUCAGUGUGGAAAUGUUCAAGUGUCAUUUCUUAUGAUUGUAAAUUGUGAUUUUCCUGGAAAAAUGUUUUCUUGGCAAGUAGUACUUUUCUGUAUUAAACGAAAGUUCACUGAA
This is a messenger RNA of Conger conger (European conger), 4244 nucleotides long. It is a transcript of the gene rabgef1l, whose product is annotated as RAB guanine nucleotide exchange factor (GEF) 1, like. The record is from RefSeq and is a predicted model, not a curated record. Gene Ontology annotation, molecular function: zinc ion binding; small GTPase binding; DNA binding. Gene Ontology annotation, biological process: vesicle-mediated transport. Lineage: Eukaryota; Metazoa; Chordata; Actinopteri; Anguilliformes; Congridae. The transcript is spliced from 9 exons. Bases 246 to 1718 code for a protein of 490 amino acids. Gene Ontology annotation, cellular component: endocytic vesicle; cytosol.